Molecule: messenger RNA, 2190 nt
Organism: Osmia bicornis bicornis
Lineage: Eukaryota; Metazoa; Arthropoda; Insecta; Hymenoptera; Megachilidae
Product: L-asparaginase
Exons: 10
Coding region: 118-2109 (663 amino acids)
Biological process (GO): amino acid metabolic process
Molecular function (GO): asparaginase activity; protein binding
Source: RefSeq, a predicted model, not a curated record
CUUUACCUCUGAGUCGUUUGUGGGCGGUAACAGUGGAGUUUCCGUAGCUGUUUUAUUUCUAUUCCACGAGACUUCAUCGUGACACCAUUGCCCAAAGGGGCACGUGAAGAGAUUAGGAUGUCACAGGUACCUGUAAACGUGCCUCGCAAUAACAACCAUGUCUCAAACAAUAAGGAAAGUGAAAUGGAACAUUUGAGGAAUGAUAGUUUGGCCACCAAGAGUGUUAGGGAUGUGUUAGAGAGUCACGUGUUGGUCCUUUACACUGGUGGCACGAUUGGGAUGAUCAGAAACGAGAAUGGAGUUCUUGUACCCAAGUCGAACGCUUUCGUGAAGAAAUUGCGCAACUAUCCUCACAUGCAUGAUAAAGAGUACGCGGAUGAACGUUUCGGAUCUAUGGGAUCGCUAGUACUUCCGAUGACAUCGACGGAUAGUCAACGCGUUGUGUAUAAUGUAUUGGAAUAUUCACCGCUUUGCGACUCCAGUAACAUGACAAUGGACGAUUGGAUUCGUAUCGCCAACGAUAUCAAGCAAUACUAUGAACAAUUCGACGGUUUCGUCGUUUUACACGGAACGGACACGUUAAGUUACACCGCGUCUGCCCUGUCCUUCAUGCUCGAAUCUCUGGGCAAGAUAGUUAUUUUAACCGGCUCCCAGGUACCGAUCUUCGACACUAGGAACGACGGCAUGGAUAAUUUAUUGUCGUCUCUAGUAAUAGCCGCGAAUUACAACAUACCAGAAGUGUGCGUGUACUUCGGGACAAAUCUGAUGAGAGGUAAUCGUACGAGCAAAGUAUCGACAUCGUCGUUCGAUGCGUUUCAUUCGCCGAAUUGUCAUUCCCUGGCGAAGGCUAACAUCAAAGUGGAAGUGGACUAUCGAGCAAUAUUUCGCUCCUGCACCCUGGAGAAAUUCCACGUCCAUGCAUCACUGAAUAGGAACGUCGGCUUGCUUCGUAUAUUUCCCAGCAUAACCACGCACUUGCUGAAAGCAUUCCUGCAACCACCGAUCGAAGGUGUCGUCUUACAAUCGUACGGAUCAGGAAACGUGCCGACGAACCAGGAGGACAUAAUUAAAGAACUGAGCGCGGCUACGAAACGCGGUAUAAUCAUCGUCAAUAUCACGCAAUGCUCGACCGGUUGCGUCUCAGGCACGUACGAGCCUGGAAAAUUACUGGAGGAUGCUGGUGUAAUAUCCGGCUUUGACAUGACACCUGAAGCUGCAUUGACCAAGCUCGCGUACGUAUUAUCAAAAAAUGAAUGGGAUAAUGAAACGAAGCUUCAAAUGAUGCAAACGAAUUUGCGCGGAGAGUUAACCGCUGGACGAUCACCGCCCCUUCAGGAUCUGAAGCUCUUUGGUCUUUGGCCGAGGUCUUUGAAGCUCUCUUCUACGGCAGAGCUUCAGGAAUUAAGCUCCAUACUUUUCCCUGCGAUGUUAAACGCUGCUGUAGUUGAUCGAGACGUAGUCAAACUCGAAGCGUUAAAGGAAUACGGCGCAGAUAUCUCCCAGGGAAACGCAGACGGUCGCACUGCGUUGCAUAUCGCUUGCUGCGAAGGAGAUCUGAAAAUCGUGCGUUGCUUGCUGCGAAUGGGUGCAGAUGUGCAUAUCACGGAUCGUUUCGGCCGUACACCUCUUAUAGACGCUAUCGAAUGCGACCAUCACGAGGUCAUUAAACUCCUGAUGCAAUGCGGCGCCCACUUGCACGAAAAUGCGUGCAUGAUAGGAGAAAAGAUGUGCGCCGCGGCCGCUGUUGGACACGUGAAACGCCUCGAAUCUUAUCACUUCGCCAACGCGGAUCUCUCUGAGAAAGAUUUCUCUGGAAGAACACCGUUGCAUCUUGCGGCUCUGCACAAUAAAGUGCAAGCUGUCAAAUUCUUAUUGAAACACGGCGCAGAAACGGGCAGCGUUGACAAAACCGUCGAUUAUUUUAUCCGUGCCUGUUGGGUUCUCUGCGUGAGUAGCCAGCGAAACAAUGGAGCAAACAACUUGUUGCAUACAGGGGACCAUGUAAUUGUUACUGAAAAUCAUCUCACUGAUGAUGUUACCCAUUUGGAACCAUUGCACGUUGUCCUCGGAACCUGUGCAUUAGACAAAAGAUUAAAAAUACAUUUGUAAACAUAGAUAGCUGAAAGGAUCGCUCACGAUAGUGAUGAUGUGCAUUGUGUUGCGGAUGCGUUUUGGAAAAUAGCGGUGUGA